Molecule: messenger RNA, 750 nt
Organism: Strongylus vulgaris
Lineage: Eukaryota; Metazoa; Nematoda; Chromadorea; Rhabditida; Strongylidae
Source: the annotation of a GenBank genome assembly
AUGUGCGAAAACUGGCAUGCAGGCUUCGCCCUGCUCCCUGUUGCGACUGUACCACAAGUGGUUCGCCUUGCUGAAGAAUCAUCUAUCCUUACGAUUCGUGGUUACGCUUUUUGGGCGCUGAAUCUAUUGAGCACAUCACUUCCUGGCAAGUGUUUUAGAGCAGCAGCUUUAGCGCAGUUGGGUUGGGAAAGCAAUAGACAUCGCGAUGCGCUUGGAGAAAUGAGAAAGAGGGGCGAAAAUUUUGAUUCUGUAUCGCAGAGUCCGUUGCCAUUUCCAGCAAAUCCUCAGAUUAUCGUGAGGUCGCCUCGAAGUAGAAGCAGCAGCGAACUUCAACCUCUUACUUUUUCUCGACGUCGAGCGAGCAGUUCUGGGCUUUCCAAAUCUUCGGAAUCGAUUCGUAUACCUGGGUCGUUACCCAAGUUGCGCAGAACGAAAAGCUCUACCGGUGUUAGUGUUCAUUCUGAAUCGAAGAGAAUAUCGCAACGAGAAAGUGAGGAUCUCCAACCUCGUCAUGAGCGCGCUGUGACGGGUGACUCGGUGUUCACUAGCGGGCUUGGUUCUCUCAGUGAGGAAUCAACCGAUGGUGGCUGUUUUCUUCCCACUAUAGUUGGACGGCGACCAACUAUAACGCUGGAUUCAAUGGUGGGCGAAUGGGAGUCGCGGCCCAGAAGUUCCACAAUUGCCUAUUGUCUAAAUCAGGGACUCGUUGCCACGAAGACUAAUCUAGUUGUGCAAGGAACCGUAUGUUAA